UCAGCAUUGCCACGUCAGCAGCAAGGGAUACCACAUCAGCAGGCACCGGUCUGAUCUAUGUUGUUGCGUUCACAGACAGCAGUCAUGGACCAGAAGACUGGGGAAACAGACGAGUCCUAUCAAGCCCGCAUGUUAGCCUGGAGUACCGAGACAAAGAAGCGGGCAGAUGACGCUGCCGCGGAAGCCAAGAAAAGGGCAGAGGAUGCCGAACAGGUAGGUCUGCUGGCCAUGCAACAACAGCGCCAGCACGAUGAGGCAGCAGCAAGGGUUGCUGAUGAAGAAAGAACACAACGUCGUGAGAAGAUAUUCACCGGAGAGCGAGCAUUACUUACCAUGGCAGCAAAAUGGCGAAGCGAGGCCGAGAAUAGCCAGUUGGAGGAUAGCGCAAACAAGAUAGCGCUCCUCCUCUCGCAUCUCACGGAUCUCAUGGCAACCUGCAUUACACAGCAGGCGGAGAUCCUUGGUCUCGACAAGUCGGUGGCUAACCUCCAAGACCGCCUUCAGCGGGUGGAGCAACGACCAGUCGCCGUCGCCGACGCAGGCUCUUCCAAUACUGCCGACCGCCUCACUGCAUUGGAGAUGCACUACGGAGUGGUAGCAGCGGACUUGCACACCAUGAUCAGCUGGGAUGAUCUGAAGGCGGCGUGGCACAAGCGGUUCCAGGUGGAGCCGCCAGAGAUCAAAGCCAUAGACAAGCUUAUGGUCUUCGAGCAAGGCUCGCUGCCGAGUACGGACUGGAUCGCCGAGUACCAACGCUUGAUGUCAGUCCCAGACAUCCAGAUGGGCUUCAAGGCCAUCCGCCACUACUUCAUCUCAAGGUCAUGUCCGACAUUGAGUAAUGCCCUGACGCAUGUCGAGGACACCUUCACGACGACGGCGGAACUAUUCGACAAGGCGGCGCAGAUCAUCGUUACGAACAAGGAGGCCAAGAACCUCCGUUCUUCUGCGUCAGGUACGAGCGGGGACCAGCAUCGGCCACGAGUGGCCGUGGUCGCAGCGGCAGCGCCGUUAGACCAAACCAGCGAGGCUGCGUCUGCCAGUGAAGGAGACAGAUUCGCAGCCGCCCGGGAAGGGAAACUGAGCACCGCCGAGAGUGAUGCGACGACACUCUCGACGCCUUCGGAACUGGUUUCUUCGCGAGUGACCAGCCUUCAUUCCGAGGUGCACGCGGAAGUUGACAGUCCUCCGCUUCUAUUUUCUUUUGAGGACUAUGCUGUCCGGCUCCUUCCAACGCUGGGUACUCAGGCUCAGCGACAAGGAGUGUGUGCGGUUUCUUCUCCGUCCGGCAACAGCGACAUAUCAUCUUCAAGUGGUUCGUCACGGGAUUCGGCACGCGAGUUCAAGAUAGAGGCUUUGGACCCGCUUACGUCUGAGGACUUUGCAUGGCUUCCUCUCCCGACCACAGGCUGUUUGCCGGGACCGCAAUGCGCAACACUUAGCGCUCAUCUCCACACUUACCUUUCCUUCUAUGCACCACCAACUUCGCCGACGGAUGACGAAGUCGCGGUGGGGGACAUCCUGGCGUACGUUACCAAGGUGGCCCGCGAGUUUUGCACGCAGCGGUACGAUAACAACAAUGCACCGCUCAUGUAUGUCCGCAUCCAGGUUGGGCAAGCGUCCUGCAGCGCUUUGCUGGAUAGCGGCGCGACUCGCAACUUCAUGAGCCAGUCUUUUAUGCAAAGGGCUGGCCUUGGCGCUCAGGUUCGGAGGAAGGCAAACCCGACGGCGAUGAAGUUGGUGGAUGGUAAGACGCAGCAACUUCUCGACCGUUACAUCGAGGCCGUACCGGUCUACUUCGCACCUCAUGCAUGCAAACCGGUAACAUUCGAUAUUCUCGACACGUACUUCAACAUCAUUCUGGGAAUGCCUUGGCUUGCAAGUGCGGAUCACACGGUCAACUUCCAUCGGCGGACUCUUAGCGUUCGCGACGCCUUCGGCGCGGAAGUGGCGUGUACGAUUCCUCUACCGCACUCUUCGAUCCGGUGCCAAGUGGUGACGGCCAAAUCAUUCCGGGCGACUUGUGCUUACGAGCACCCCGAGGAGACCGGCAUAUGUUUCCUACGGACCGUCGCGGUAGCCGGCUCUUCACCCACGGACUUGUCUUCGGACCCCCGUGUGGUACGGUUGCUGGACGAGUUCGCCGACAUCUUCGAAUCACCUACCAGUGUGGUGCCGGGUCGGCCAAUCUCUCACGAGAUCAUUCUGGAGGCCGGUGCCGUGCCGCCGAAAGGUUGCAUCUAUCGGAUGAGCGAGGAGGAGCUUGAGGUACUCCGCGCACAACUCGAUGAUUUGUUGGCCAAGGGAUGGAUCCGCCCGAGUAGCUCCCCAUAUGGAGCACCAGUUCUCUUCGUCAGGAAGAAGAACAAGGAUCUACGAUUGUGCAUCGACUACCACAAGCUCAACGCGCAAACCGUCAAGAAUACGAGGCAUCUUCCUCGCAUCGACUAUCUUCUCGAGCGGCUGGGCGGUGCGAAGUAUUUGUCCAAGUUGGAUUUGAAAUCAGGAUACCAUCAAAUUUCGAUUCAGCCAAAUGAUCACUACAAAACCGCAUUCAACACGCGGUACGGGCAUUUUGAGUGGGUGGUCAUGCCUUUUGGCGUCACCAACGCCCCGGCGACAUUCCAGGCGGCGAUGACCAAUGAGUUUCAUGCAAUGUUGGACCGGUUCGUGCUGGUCUACUUAGACGAUAUUCUCGUCUACAGCCGGACAUUGGAGGAUCAUCUUGGACAUCUUCGACGAGUGUUGGAGACGCUCCACCGUGCCAAGUACAAGGCCAACCACGACAAGUGCGAAUUCGUCCGGCAAGAGCUGGAAUACUUUGGCUAUUUUGUCACACUGGAGGGCAUCACUCCGCUAUCGGACAAGAUUCAGGCCGUCCAAGAGUGGUCGGAGCCUCGGAACGUCACGGAUGUCCGCUCGUUCCUCGGUCUUACCGGCUACUGUCAGCGCUUCAUCAAAGGCUAUUCCAAGAUCGCGGCCCACUUGAACAAGCUUCAGUGCAGGGAUCGACCGUUUGACUUUGGAGAGGAGACGCGGGGAUCAUUCCUCGCUCUCAAAGCCGCGCUAUUGUCUGCGGAGGUCUUGCGGAUAUACGACCCGCUCGCGCCUACACGUGUCACUACGGAUGCGUCAGGCUAUGACAUUGGUGCAGUCCUCGAGCAACAUGAUGGUGUGGACUGGCACCCGGUCGAGUACUUCAGCAAGAAAGUGUCACUCGUGCAUUCCAUUGACGAUGCACGCAAGAAGGAGCUCCUCGCCUUCGUCCACGCGCUCAAGCGGUGGCGGCACUUCCUCCUUGGUCGAAGCCAAUUUCGCUGGGUAACGGACAACAAUCCGUUGGUCUUCUACAAGACCCAAGACACCGUCAACAGCACCAUCGCUCGAUGGAUGGCUUUCAUCKACCAGUUCGACUUCUUUCCCGAUCACAUUCCCGGGAAGUCGAACCGUUUUGCGGAUGCUCUUUCACGGCGUCCGGAUCACUGUACCGCGGUCUACUCGACUUUCGAGAUUGACGAUGACCUGCGCAACAGCUUCAUCCGCGGUUACCAAGCCGACCCCGAGUUUCGCGACAAGUACGCGAAUUGCUCCUCGCCUAAUCCGGCUCCUUCUCACUACCGGAUCCAGGAGGGGUACUUGCUUGACCACACGCGGGGGAAGGACCUUCUUUGCCGAUUUUGGUGGUCUGGCCUUCUCGGCGACGUCACGCGCUAUUGCGAGUCAUGCAAGGUUUGCCGACGUUGCAAAUCCCGCAACCAUCGUCCGUACGGCGAGCUACGACCAUUGCCAAUCUCGUUAAGGCGAAGGGAAGUGAUUGCCAUGGACAUCACCGGCCUGUUCCCCAAGCACAAGACCGGAGUGGAUGGGAUUCUCACUGUGGUCGACCGACUCACCAAGUUCGCCAUGUUUUUGCUUUGUUGCUAUCAUGCCAAGGCACCGGAGUUGGCCGAGGUUCUCUACGCCGGUUGGAUUCCAACCAAGGGUUACCCCAAGGAGAUCGUCUGCGACCGCGACACUCGGUUCAUGUCCGAUUUUUUGUUGGCGCUCAUCAAGCGAUGGGGCUCAUCUCUCAAGCCCAGUUCAGCUCGCCACCCUCAGACCGAUGGCCAGACCGAGAGGGCGCAGCAGACCGCACUGGUUCUCCUUCGCACUCUCAUCCGCCCCAACCAGAAAGACUGGGUUGAGCGACUGCGGGACGUUGAGUUGGCCUACAACUCUUCCAUCCACCCGACUAUUGGGAUAUCGCCCUUCGAGUUCGAGCACGGCUCGCCGGUCACGUCACCGUUAGACACGAUUACUCCACGCACGGCCGAGAGCGACAACUAUCUUUUUUUCUUGCGUCGGAUGCAAGAGCUUCUUGUCAAGGCACGCGACCAGAUGGCUAAGACGCAACAGCGCACGCGCCAACAGGCAUAUCGCCAGCGUCUUCCUUGUCCAUUCCGCACCGGAGACCUCGUCUGGGUUUCAGCAGCAGAAUUCAGCCUUGAACAAGACGUCUCUCGCAAGCUCCUCCCGAAAUGGAUGGGGCCUUGGCCGAUCAUAGAGCCCACUGGGGACGCACCCGAAGGACCCUCCUUCACGAUUCAGGCGAGCGAAAGAGUGUUUCUGCGAUACAAGUUCUGCAACUCGGACAGCGAGAGGCCAGCUCUGUCUUUUACAGCUUACCAGGAGCCUAGUACACUGAUUGCUGCCAACGUGACUGAGGCUGGCUGCCUUCACAUGGAGUUGUUGCGGACGUGCUUUUUCUCCGGAGUUGGACGAGGAUCAUCCGUCCACUGCAGGAAGAAGACAAAGGCAAGCGGGCCAGCCAUGAAGCCGUCCAUGGGAAUGGCAGCCCUCGCGGCUGUUGCCUUCCUGUUGCUGGUUGCAUUAUACCAGCCCACGGUUGAGGGUGCUUAUCUGUGCAACCCCGGUAAAGAUCAGAAUGAACAUACGUACAAGAAAAUCAACUGCCUGAAAGUGGGCGGUGCAGUAAGCUAUGAGGGGUGCAGAGACACGUGCGAGGGCGAGGACAAAUGCAAAGGCUUUGUCCAUGCGGCAUACGAUUGGUCGAAAGGCAAGUACUGCUGCUUCCUGAAGUCCAGGAUCGACAAACGGAAAUUUCGGUCUCAGGCUGGUCGCGAAACAUGCAGGAAGCUAUACUUUUAAGACCGAUUCUUCCAAGUUCGUUCUCUUGCUUGCAGUUUCGCAGGUUGGUAGACAGCGACAGCGCAAGAAGGAGUUCUGAGAGACUGCUUACUGGGAUGUGUCAGUUCACAUGUUGCUAGGCUUUCCACCUCUGAACGUCCACUUCCCACUCAGCUAGAGCGGAACCUGGAAAGGAUUUACAUUUCUUUAAGUAUGCUCGGUGACUGCCUCCGAGGUCCCUUGCCUCGCGAAAUGGUAGAUCAACAGCCCUCAUAUGAUACUGGGUUCGAUGCGUCAUCAUCAUCAUCAUCAUCAUCAUCAUCAUCAUCAUUAUCAUCAUCAUUAUCAUCAUCAUCACAACCUGGAAAAGAUUUACAUUUCUUCGAGUAUGCUUACUGACUGUCUCAGAGUCUGAGGUUUGUUGGCUCGUGAAAUGCCAGAUCAACUGCCCACAUAUGAUACUGGGCUCGAUGCAUCAUCAUAGCCGUCAUCGUCAUCAUCAUCAUCAUCAGCAGCAGCAGCAGCAGCAUCCUAAUCAUAGUCCUCAUCAGCAUCAAAUUUCUGCCAAGGGUCGCUAUUUUCCAUUCGACAAGAUUGAACGUUAGAAGUACGAGGCCAAUGGACUGAGUUGUCAUGAAAAACACUGGAUAUCAUCUCUGCUUCUCUAUCAGGAGGAUUAAGGCUCAUAAAGGAACAAAGAACGUCAUUGGUUGUUUGUUUGAGUUUUGAAGACUGCAGAAAUUGAAGACUCUCCAAAAUUGCUUCACAAUUGUGUGUUUACAAUGGAGAGAACCGGACUUAUCCCUAGUGCAAAAGAACUGC
Chara braunii is the source of this 5946-nucleotide messenger RNA. The record is from the annotation of a GenBank genome assembly. Lineage: Eukaryota; Viridiplantae; Streptophyta; Charophyceae; Charales; Characeae.